AUGGGUUGUAAGGGUCAAAAGGUGAAAUAUGGUAUGCAAGCAAUUGUGUACUUCGCUUUGCCAGAAGAUGCAUACACAUUGCUUAACUGGUCACCAGGACCGCGGUGGCAGCAGCCCUGGAAAGAUAUCGCCUACGGAUUAAUUCGUGCUGUAGUAACACUCGCUGGCGGUUGCAUUCUAUUGGAAAUUGAACAGGGUUGGUGGCGCGUACUGCUAGUGUGGAGCGGUGGUCUGGUGGCAGCAUUUGGCGCGUUGAGUGCGGGCAUACUACAGCCAACAGUUUACAUGGUCAGCCACUCGGCUGGUAUUUGGGCACUACUUACUGCACAUAUACCUAAUAUCUCUCUAAAGAUUGGUAGCAUCCCGUGUUGGUGGGGUCGUAUUAUACUCGUGGUGGUGUUUCCUGUGGUUCAAGUUUGUUUGCCAUUGUGGCCAGAACUUUCACUGGAUGUAAAUUCCGAUGUGUGGUCAGCGCAUUUGACGGGGGCGAUGGUUGGCGUACCCUUAGGAUUUCUUAUUUUCAAAGGAACUGAAGACAACAAAUACAAGCUGCGCAACAUCUUCUUCCAAAUCAUAUCAGCUGCGGCACUCCUGGAGGCGGUGGUCUGUGUUAUUAUCUAUUAUAACUUCUAUGCAGACUCAACAACCAUUUAUACGGCAAAGAUCUAA
Achroia grisella is the source of this 669-nucleotide messenger RNA. RefSeq names its product protein rhomboid-like. Gene Ontology annotation, cellular component: membrane. The transcript has 5 exons. The record is from RefSeq and is a predicted model, not a curated record. Lineage: Eukaryota; Metazoa; Arthropoda; Insecta; Lepidoptera; Pyralidae. The coding region runs from base 1 to 669 and encodes 222 amino acids. Gene Ontology annotation, molecular function: serine-type endopeptidase activity.